AUUGAAAUUGUUAAAAACUUCCAAAUUCUUUUUUUGAGGUUAUAUCUAAUACAACAAAAAUAUAUAUGUACUUUAAACAAAUUAAAUUUAACUUUCUUAUUUUGCUGCAGUACUAAAAAUUAAAUCCACAAUAAUUCCUCACAAUAAUAUCGCAAUAAAAAACAAUAAAAAAUGAAAUCACAAUAAAAACUUAUUUUGAUAACACACCACAAACAAUGCUGUCGCCAUUAUAAAAUGUGUGAUUGCCGAUACGGGUGGUUGCGCAUCAUUAAUUGCGUGCGUAUUAAGUGCAGUUCACUGCACACGCAUUCACAGCAUUCGCACUGUGGAUGGUAAAAUGCGUAUGGAUUGACUCUUCUAGCAAGUCGCACUUGUGAACGGAACAUGCUUAUCAUUUUGUAUCACAGGCGCUUACGAAAUGCAGUUCACAACACUCGCAUUAUUACCAGCGUCACAGACGAUAGUAAGAUGCGUAUAUGAACCGACUCAUCUGGUAAGUCGCAGUUAGUGCAAGAAACAUGCGUUUAAAUGCGACGCACGAUUGUUAUCUGGGCAUUUUUAAGUUAUCUAGACAAUGAAAAUUUAAAUCUUCAUUUUAUGCAAAUUGUAGAAUUUGCAGAUAUAAUAGAAACUAUAUCUAAUUAUGAUUUUGAUUGGCUUCAACACUUUCGUAAUACUGGAUUGAAUGUAAAUUAUGAGGAUAAAUUUUUCUUUGAUACAAGUUACUUUAAAAAAUUAACAUUACUUUUAACUGAACACACGAACGCAGAGAUUGCAAAUUUAAUUCACUUUCUAUAUUCAAUGAAUUCGUUGGUUUUUACAACUUGGUAUAAUGGCGAAAGUCUAUCAGCAAACAGAUAUACCGAUGAAGAAUGCUUUACACAUAUGCCAUAUAAAUCAGGAGUUAUCAAUAAAAUUAUAAAUGAUUAUCUACCGAAUAAAUAUUCACUUAUUCAAAAUAUGUUCACAAAUAUAAUUGCAGAAUAUAGGAUAGAAAUAAAGAACAGUUGGUUAGAAGAUGAUAUGAAAGAAAAUUUAUUAAAUUUAUUAAAGGAGGUAAAAUUGACAACAACUGAUGUACAAUUGAGUUCAUCGAGUGUGGAAAUGAUACAGUACAGAAAUAAUCUGGGUAGUGGUUUAGCAUCUAUAAUUGAUGCCAAAUUUUUUCAUGUUAACAAAUUGAUAAAUAGUAUUUAUGAAGGUGCUUUGUUGAAAAAUAGAAAACAUAUUUCAAAUCCAAAUAGAAACAAUGGACGACAGUUAGCUCCUUACGUCAGUUAUAAUGAAAUUGAAAAAAAUCUAAAAAUUAAACUAGAUGAAUUAUGUCUACCAUAUUUUGAUUCUCAAUUGCCAAGAAGUUGGAAUUAUGCAUAUUAUGGAGUUGCUAUCAGCAGAGAAGUUUCUAGAUUUCUCCUGUUACAUUUGUAUGACGCGGGGUAUUCGAGAAAUUUUACCUCUAAAUUAGAUUGCUUUAAACUUUUACAACAUUCAGUGAGGGAUGUAGUUUUUUUAGAUGAACUAAUUAAUAAUUAUGUUGGUUUAAAAAUGGCCUACAAAGCGUUUAAACGAAAUCGAAAUUCGUUGCAAAGUCUAAUUCAAAACAUUCAAGGAUUGAAAAAUAACAUUUUAAAACAACAAUUCUUUAUCGCUUAUUCUGCUAUUUAUUGCGAAGAGACAAAUCCUGUGAAAGUUGAUAUGAGCGCAGCUAAUUUAAAAAGUUUUUUAAAGGCAUUUGAUUGUGGAAUUGAUAGUCCAAUGAAUCAAAAAAGAAAAUGUGAUUUAUGGAUUGAACCAUAAUCUCAAGAUUUGCGUUUUUUAAUGGUGGUGGAUUAAGAGUUAAAAAAAAUAAAAAAAUGUAACUUCUAACAUUCAAAAAGAAAAAUAUUUUGAAAUGUAAAUUAAAAUUUGUUAUUUAUCUUUAAUUUGAAUAUGAAAAUGUAUUGUAUACCUAUACGACUGAAAAAUAUUAGCUAUCAGAUAGUCUUUUAUUCUUUUUCAUGUCCAAACUGCGUAUAAAAAAAUAUACUAUGCUUCUAUAAAAGUAAAAUAAACA
Molecule: messenger RNA, 2053 nt
Organism: Leptopilina heterotoma
Lineage: Eukaryota; Metazoa; Arthropoda; Insecta; Hymenoptera; Figitidae
Product: endothelin-converting enzyme 1-like
Exons: 12
Coding region: 529-1797 (422 amino acids)
Biological process (GO): protein processing
Cellular component (GO): plasma membrane
Molecular function (GO): metalloendopeptidase activity
Source: RefSeq, a predicted model, not a curated record